Molecule: messenger RNA, 815 nt
Organism: Electrophorus electricus (electric eel)
Lineage: Eukaryota; Metazoa; Chordata; Actinopteri; Gymnotiformes; Gymnotidae
Source: RefSeq, a predicted model, not a curated record
CGGUCGCUUUGCGAGCUGAGCGGAGAGGAAGUCUCUCCAUGGCCGUGAGCGGGAGUGUGGCGUCCGCCUGAGGUUGCAGCGGGGCAGCUUGUGGAGCUUGUGGAGGCACCGACGCCGUGAGGGUGUAUGAAGAUCGCUGCGUCUCUUCCCCCCGUCCACAGCCCAAGAUGAAGGCGAAGCCGCUGAAGCACACUUUUAACCCUGGAGAUGUCGUGUUCGCAAAGAUGAAGGGUUACCCCUUUUGGCCUGCCAGGAUUGCUGAGGGCGACGCUCCCCAAAACAAGGUCCCGAUCUUCUUCUACGGAACGCACCAGACAACCACGCUGGUUCCUAAAGACAUCGUGCACUACUGGCCCAACAAGCAUAAACACGGCAAGGCCAUCAAGCGAGGAGGCUUUGAGAAGGCCAUGUGGGAGAUCGAAAAUGACCCUGGGGUUGGACUCAAAGGUCAAAAGAAAGCAGCCGUGCUGAAGAGACUGCAGGACAGCCGGCCUGCGGGGCAGGUGGAGGGUGGGGUGGGGGGGUUCAGCCCCCAUCAGCCAUGUGAGGCGGCAUCUCUGACGGACCCCCCCCCACCCUGUCCCCCCCUCUCCCCCCCCACUGGGACCGCAGAGACAAACAGCACCGCAGCCGAGUCCCCGACCAGCAGAGAGAUGCCUUCAGCAACAGCUGGCAGGGCAAACACCCCGUCGACCUCCGACACACUGGCAAAGACGAAGGCCACGGCGGAAACCGCCGCCCCAGUGACGGAGCCCCUCCCGCCAAAAAAGGCCAUCACAGCCAAGAAAGACGCCGUUAAGAAACGCUCUCUGUGA